Molecule: messenger RNA, 2677 nt
Organism: Salvia splendens (bonfire salvia)
Lineage: Eukaryota; Viridiplantae; Streptophyta; Magnoliopsida; Lamiales; Lamiaceae
Product: probable serine/threonine-protein kinase WNK3
Exons: 8
Coding region: 354-2246 (630 amino acids)
Biological process (GO): protein phosphorylation
Molecular function (GO): protein serine/threonine kinase activity; ATP binding
Source: RefSeq, a predicted model, not a curated record
CAGUCUGCAGCUCGAACCAGUAAUUAAGCUUACCUCUCUCCGACCGAUUCCCAAUUCAUCGUAUAACCUUGCGACGAAAGCAGCGACGACGUUUGCGUAAUCUGUGGAGCCAUUUUUAUGUAAUCGAUUGAAUUCUCAUCGAAUUGAAAUCAUACACGAUAUUAUUGCUAUAGUUUCUCUUUUUGGGAAAAAAAUAAUCCACAGCCGCAAUUAAGGCUUCCUGUGUUGUUUUUAUUCGAUUAGGAUUAGUUGAAUUUCGCCGCAACCUCGCUUAUUUUAAUCUGUAGAUCUGAAAUCUGAGUAGGUUUUGUUUCUGAAUUUAUUUGAAUCGUGUUAUUUGAUUGAGUGAGAGAAUGGUAGAUUCGCCGUCGGAGGCUGAACCUGAAGAAUGUGAUACCGAACCGGAAUUCGUUGAGGUUGAUCCAUCCGGUCGCUAUGGUCGGUAUAAGGAGGUGCUUGGUAAAGGAGCUUUCAAAAAAGUCUAUAGAGCAUUUGAUGAAUUGGAAGGAAUUGAGGUGGCAUGGAAUCAGGUCAAAGUCUCUGAUCUCUUGCGAAACUCUGUGGAUUUGGAGCGGCUGUAUUCUGAAGUGCACUUGCUUAAGACACUUAAGCAUAAAAACAUUAUCAAAUUCUACAACUCAUGGAUUGAUACCGUGAACGAACAUAUCAACUUCAUUACUGAAAUUUUCACAUCUGGGAAUCUACGACAGUAUAGGAAGAAACAUAAGCACGUUGAUGUAAGGGCGUUGAAGAAAUGGUCCAGACAAAUCCUAGAGGGGCUUCUGUAUCUUCAUAGUCAUGAUCCUCCUGUUAUUCAUCGUGACCUGAAGUGUGAUAACAUUUUUGUGAAUGGAAAUCAAGGAGAGGUGAAAAUUGGCGAUCUGGGGUUGGCUGCUAUUCUUGAGCAGGCUCGUGCUGCUCACAGUGUAAUUGGUAAGGUUCGAUAUUGUUAUUUCUCUUUUAAUGAAUCACUUUUCUUAUUCGAAUUUGAUGUUAUUCUAGGAACACCCGAAUUCAUGGCACCAGAGCUUUAUGAGGAGAAUUAUAACGAGCUUGUUGAUAUAUAUGCCUUUGGUAUGUGCUUGCUGGAGCUAGUGACCCUUGAGUAUCCAUAUGUUGAAUGUACCAAUGCUGCACAGAUAUAUAAGAAAGUGACUUCUGGAAUCAAGCCAGCGUCACUUGUUAAAGUAAAGGAUCCUGAUGUCCGGAUGUUCAUAGAGAAAUGCAUUGCAAAAGUCUCUGAUCGAAUGUCAGCCAAACAACUAUUGAUGGACCCAUUUCUACUAUCAGAUGAGGAUUCUGGGAUACCUCGCUCUCUACACCAAUCUUCAGGUGAUAAUGCCAACCAUUUCGAUGCUGAAAAUCACCACGAAGACACCCUGUUUGAGGGCAGUCUCGAUUUUGUGGUGCAGGGGCAACGAAAAGACCAAAACACAAUAUUCUUGAAGCUUCGCAUAGUGGAUUCGUCAGGUCAUAUUCGGAACAUACACUUCCCAUUUGAUAUUGAGAUAGAUACCUCGACUGAUGUCGCAAGUGAAAUGGUUGAAGAGCUGGCUUUAACCGAUCAUGAUGUCUCAGUUGUUGCUGCAAUGAUUGAUUCUGAAAUUCAGUCCCAUAUUCCUGAUUGGGCACCAAGAGAAUUAUCUGGCAGAAAUAAAGCAGCUUUAGAAGAAAGUGCUUCUAGGCCUGCUUCUCCAGCAACCACUGAUUCGUCCAAUGCAAUUGUUAUGGAAAGACUUCCAUCCGGACGCAAGUAUUGGCAUGACUCACCAAAAGAUAGUGCUGAAAACUCUCCACAUCCUGGCCCUUCUAACUUGUUACUGCCAGAAUCAAAUCUCUCUAGAGACAGUUGGUCUGAUGAAAAUAAUCAAUCUCCUGUUGGUCAUAGGGAUAACAUUAGUUUGUACGAAGGUUCCCCUCUCAGGCAUGUGACUAAUUUACGAUCUGGUGAUGUUAGCCAUGGUCAUCAUGAUGAUGGAUCAGAUGACGAGUCACUAUCUUUGGGAGAUAAUACAAUUUCAACUGGAAAUGAGUCGGAUGACAUAAAGGACAUUAUCGAGAAGCUUGAGCAUAUGCUGGAUGAUCAGCAGAAGGAGCUAGAAGAACUUAAGAAGAAGCAUGAAGUAGCAAUUACAGAUAUUCUAAAUGAACUUCCCGAGGAGAUCCGUAUGAGAAUUCUCAGAAUAUGCAACCAGAAUAGAUCAGAACAUAACUUUCAUUACAGAGGGACUCCACUUGAAGACUGAAUUUUUGGAUUGAUCUUCCUUGAUGAUAACUUCAAGUCUUACUCUUCUAACACCAGCGUUGAAACAAAAGCAGGGAGCUCGUUGAAAGUGAGGAUGUCAAAAUGCCUAGUGAUCAAGCUGUCUAAUCUGGUAAAAUUUUUGAAACUCUUUCACAUGUUUUCUUGAGUCGAUAGGCCCUUCUAGUUUUCCUAUAAGGUAUACCUGUACAGAUUCAUGGUUUUUUUAUAUCCAACACAAGGGCUUUCGAUAUUAGAAAGCCUGUGUUUUUUUGUUUUCGUGAGCUAUGUUCAUGUUUAUGCCUCAUAGUGCAUGGAGGCUGUUAGUGGUGGUAUACUGUACAACUUAAUAUGUUUGAUUGCUGAUGGAUUUUAGACAUGAAAUCAUUUGUACACAGAAUAAGUAUUUGAUUAUUAUGUGUUUUUAACAUCUCA